Messenger RNA from Rangifer tarandus platyrhynchus (Svalbard reindeer), 561 nucleotides. Lineage: Eukaryota; Metazoa; Chordata; Mammalia; Artiodactyla; Cervidae. The record is from the annotation of a GenBank genome assembly.
AUGGUGGCGGCACGGGCGGCGGCGUGGCUGCUCCUGGCUGCGGCGGCCUGCGCGCCGCGGGAGCAGGACUUCUACGACUUCAAGGCCGUCAACAUCCGGGGCAAGUUGGUGUCGCUGGAGAAGUACCGAGGCUCGGUGUCCCUGGUGGUAAAUGUGGCCAGCGAGUGCGGCUUCACAGACCAGCACUAUCGGGCCCUGCAGCAGCUACAGCGGGACCUGGGGCCCCACCACUUCAAUGUACUUGCCUUCCCCUGCAACCAGUUUGGCCAGCAGGAGCCCGACAGCAACAAGGAGAUCGAGAAUUUUGCCCGCCGCACAUACAGUGUCUCUUUCCCCAUGUUUAGCAAGAUUGCAGUCACCGGCACUGGUGCCCACCCUGCCUUCAAGUUCCUGACUGAGACUUCUGGAAAGGAGCCUACCUGGAACUUCUGGAAGUACCUAGUGGCCCCAGAUGGAAAGGUGGUAGGAGCUUGGGACCCAACUGUGUCGGUGGAGGAAAUCAGGCCCCAGGUUACAGCGCUUGUGAGGAAGCUCAUCCUGAAGAAGCGAGAAGACUUAUAA